AUGGCACCUUUGAGAAAAUUGUUCCCAUUGCUAGCCUGUCUAUCCAGCAGCCUCAGCGGCCUUGCAAAUGCCGAGUUCAACGAAUCUAACACCGUAUACCCCCUACCAAACGUCGGAAACCUUCCAAUUCACGACCCUGCCGUAUUAAGGCAUCCAAAUGGCACUUAUUUUGCUUUCAAAGGUGGUGUCCAUAUCCCAUACUAUCGUUCGGAACACUUGAACGGAACCUGGGAACAAGUUGGCACAAUACUGCAAAGUGACAGCAUUAUACCAAACAAACAAAAUGCGACAAGACCUUGGGCUCCCCAUGUCGUUUACAAGAACGGUACAUUUUAUUGCUACUAUACCUUGAGUCAAGCGGGCUGUCGCGAUAGUGCAAUCGGUGUGGCUACGUCAAACAGCCUCGAGCCUGGGACCUGGACAGACCACGGUGCAUUAGUUGCUACAUGGUCGGGAAAGAACUCUCAAAUCUCUCCGUACAAUAUUAGCAACGCGAUAGAUCCGAGCGUGCUAAUAGACGACGACGGGAAAGGUUACAUGACAUACGGGAGCUACUGGUCCAACAUCUGGGAGUUGCCUUUGAGCGAUACGCUUCUGGCUAUAGAGACUCCCCACCACCCAGAUGCUAGACAUCUGUCCUAUUAUCCCAUUCCUGGCAAGCCUAAUCACUACAUAGAGCCAGUACCGGAAUGCAAAGAUCCACAAGGAUCUCGCCAUGAAGAAGGAUCUUUCCUCAGCAAGCAUAAUGGCACAUAUUACCUUUGGUUUGCGCAUGGAAAAUGCUGCGAUUACAGCACACUUCCAGAACCUGGAACCGAAUACUCGAUUCGCGUUGGAAAAUCUUCCAACGUCGGCGGCCCAUUUGUCGACAAGUCUGGUAAAAAGUUACUUCAAGGGGGCGGCACAGUUGUGUACGCAUCUAACCAUGGAAAUAUCUUUGCCCCAGGAGGCCCGGGAGUUGUUCCUGCCUCUGGUGGAGAGUCCCAGGAUAUUCUCGUCUACCACUAUCUGGAUCGAAAUGUAGGAUUGAAUUUCGCGGACACGAAGCUGGGUUAUAGCUAUCUUACCUAUGACGAAGAAGGCUGGCCAACGGCACAGCAUGAUCCCAUCGAGUGA
This is a messenger RNA of Talaromyces rugulosus, 1116 nucleotides long. RefSeq lists its product as uncharacterized. NCBI's taxonomy places the organism in Eukaryota, Fungi, Ascomycota, Eurotiomycetes, Eurotiales, Trichocomaceae. Bases 1 to 1116 code for a protein of 371 amino acids. Gene Ontology annotation, biological process: carbohydrate metabolic process. Gene Ontology annotation, molecular function: arabinan endo-1,5-alpha-L-arabinosidase activity. The record is from RefSeq and is a predicted model, not a curated record. The transcript has 4 exons.